This is a messenger RNA of Arctia plantaginis, 11247 nucleotides long. The record is from the annotation of a GenBank genome assembly. NCBI's taxonomy places the organism in Eukaryota, Metazoa, Arthropoda, Insecta, Lepidoptera, Erebidae.
AUGUCGAAAACAAUUGUUAUUUCAUUAUUUGUGUUAACAAUUUUAUAUGAGCAACUGGAUUGUGAAAUUUACCAAGAUCGCCCUAAAAUAAAAACAUCAGACGGCGAUCUGAUACUGGAACCAGCGCUAGACAAAAAUAUAUACCUACGUCCCAAUGGACCUAAAUCGAGCAUAUAUAUUGGAAACGUUGAUAUGCUCAAAACCAACACCCCAAAGGAUAAAGUUCAAUAUCCAACCUACUCCAAUGAAAAUAUAGAAGUAUUUUUAAAUGGACCUCAUGGCAUACUACAAAGAUUAGAAAAUUUAGAAAACAGUCGAAUUGGAGCACCAGAUAAAACAUUGUUAAACAUCACCAUGCUUUGGAGACGUCUAAAUAACUUGAGAAGGAAAGUCCUGGCUUUAGAAAACCAAAUAACAAGCAGAUCUAAAGAUGAAUGUGAUUCUCACCCCUGUCAGCACGGAGGCACAUGUCUUAACCUCAUUAACGGCUACCAUUGUUUGUGUCCGCCAAAUUGGGAAGGAAGAGAUUGUGAUGAAGACGUCAACGAAUGCCGUAAUUUUGCUGGUACAGAGCUCGGUUGUCAAAAUGGAGCCACAUGCAUUAAUAAACCGGGUACAUACGAGUGUUUAUGCAAAUCAGGCUGGUACGGAUUGCAUUGUACAACAAAGGCAAAGGAUUGCUCCGAGGGUGAUUUUGAAAUGUGUGGCUACGGCACCUGCAUACCAGUUACUUCUGGAGAAGGUAUAAAAUGUAUUUGCCACCAAGGAUGGACAUCUAACGCUACUAGUGUAAUGUGCUUGACAGAUAUAAAUGAAUGUGAAUCGUAUCAGGGACCGCGGUGUUCUGUAAAUCCCAAGGUUGAAUGCAUCAAUUUACCGGGUUCGUUUCGCUGCGGACAGUGUCCUACGGGUUAUGAGGGCGAUGGCUACGUCUGUAACGAUAUCGACGAAUGUACCACUGUCUCUAACGGCGGAUGCAGUCCAAUGGUGAGUUGUCAUAACACCAUCGGCUCACGUAUAUGUGGACCAUGUCCAACAGGGUAUCAAGGCGAUGGGGUCACAUGUACUUUUAGAGGCUCUUGCAAUAUUAACCAUGGAGGCUGUCAUCCAUCGGCGCAAUGCGUAGAAAGCCUGUCACCGACAGGUCAAACAUCGCUGUGUUUAUGUCCUGAAGGAAUGGACGGGGACGGAGUCGGAUUAAUGGGCUGCUAUGUCUCAACUGCUAACUAUACAAGAGGUUGUGAAAGUAACCCUUGUGGAAACCACGGACGAUGCCAUUCUCUUCGCUCUGGUUAUACUUGCAUCUGUAACAAGGGUUAUGGUGGUGCUAAAUGUGACGUAAUAAGCGAUGUUUGUGCAGUAAACCCUUGCCAGAAUGGAGGUAUCUGCAGGCCUGAUGAUACUACCAUCACCGGAUUUCGGUGUGAGUGCACAGCAAAAUACACGGGUUCUACAUGUCAAGUUAAGUCAAAAUCGUGUGGUGGUAUCUUGGAUGCUGAGGAAGGCAGCAUUGCUUAUCCAUUGUCAAACACAACCGCAACGUAUAACCAUGACGCUCAAUGUGCAUGGGUGAUCCACACUGCACCCGAAAAAGUCAUUAAUGUAACGUUUAGUAAAUUCAAUGUAGAACCGAGUCUCGAGUGUAAUAAUGACUUUUUACAAAUUCACGACGGUCGCAAAUCUUCUAGUCAACUGAUCGGACGAUUUUGUGGCAGUACAUUUCCCAAGGGGGGUAACAUUGUAUCCACUCACAAUAAUCUCUAUUUCUGGUUCCACUCGGAUAGAACUGUAGCUAAAAGUGGUUUCGCUUUACAUUGGACAAGCAUGAAGCCUGUGUGUGGGGGAGAUAUAGAUGCGACCACUCACGGCCAAAUCAGCUCACCGGGCUCUCCUGGAUCCUACCCUGAAAAUCGUGAUUGUUACUGGCACUUAACGACCACUCCAGGUAAAAGAAUCAAUUUACAUUUCUUUGCUCUCGAUAUUGAAGUACAUUCAAACUGUAGUUUUGACUAUUUAGCUAUUUACGAUGGAGGACAUAUGACAAAUCCACUCCUUAGUCGCUAUUGUAACUCGACACAACCGGCACCUGUAGUCUCAGCUAGUUCUGAAAUGCUAAUACAUUUUCAUUCUGAUUCGUAUGGCUCUGGCAAAGGAUUUCAAAUAGCCUAUGCACCUGUCGAGGGUGUACCAGGUUGUGGGGGCUAUUUCACUGCAGAUAAAGGGGAAAUCGUUUCUCCUACUUUUAACGGUCAAUAUCUGACUAACUUGCUUUGUGAGUAUAAAAUUAGAACAAGUCUAGAAACAAAAAUUAAAAUAAACUUUAAACAAUUUAGCCUUGAACGUUCAUUUAGAUGUAAAUAUGACUAUUUAAAAGUAUAUGACGGUCCUUCGGAUGAUUCUCCAUUCGUCGGCAAGUUUUGUGGUACUACAUAUCCGGCUUCGUACACGUCAUCCUCAAACACGCUGUUCUUAAAAUUCAGAACUGAUCGAAGUAAUGCUGCUGAAGGAUUUCGAAUAACUUAUGAAUCAUUAUGUGAAAAAACCUUAAUAGGUGAUAGUGGUGUCAUAACAUCGCCUUCAUAUCCUUUUAAUUAUCCUAGAAAUAAAGUAUGUGUCUAUAUUAUUAAAACAGUACCAGGAAAAGCUAUCCAAUUAAGGUUCCAAGAUUUUGAUAUUGAAGAUAAUAGAUACUACGGUUGUAGGUAUGAUAACGUUGAAGUCAGAGAUGGUCCAGAUAUGAACUCUACAUUAUUAGGUAGGUUUUGUGGUGGUUCGGAGCAUAUGCCCCCUGUACAAACUUCUACACAUAAUUUUAUGUUCAUACGAUUUAAAUCAGACUUGAGCAUAUCUGGUACAGGAUUCUAUGCAAAUUACACUACUAUUGACACGGAGUGCGGCGGUAUAUACAGGGAUACAACUGGAUUAAUUAAUCACCCGUCCGGAGAUGCUAUUACAUACAAAAAUGGUCAAUCUUGUCAAUGGCUCCUAAUUGCGCCUGAAGGAAUGCACAUAAAACUAACGUGGAAUCGAUUUGAAUUAGAAGAUACGUCAAACUGUAACAGUGAUUAUUUAAAGCUCUUUGAAAUAGAUGACAAUGAAGAAGCAAAUUUAUUAGGAACCUAUUGUGGAACUCACUUUCCCCCGGCAUUGACGACUUCAACUAACCGCCUAAAAUUACUUUUCGAAUCUGACAGUAGUGCUCGUUAUGCGGGCUUUUCAGUAUCUUACGCCUUUUUAAACGAAAGAUCUCAUUGCGGUGGCAAUUAUGUCAAAACUCAUGGCUUUAUAUAUUCUCCCGGCUGGCCUAAUGCAUAUGAACCUAAUCGCGACUGUACUUGGAUAAUCACAGUACCCGCUGGACAACAAAUUUCUCUGAAUAUUUCUAACUUUGAUCUGGAAAGACCGAUACAAUCUAAAUGUAACCUGGGAGACUACUUGGAAAUAAGAAAUGGUGUCUCUGAAACGGCUCCUUUGAUAGGUCAAUAUUGUGGUAGAUUUCAAUAUAAACGAAUCGUGUCUUUGGCAAAUGUUCUACAUUUACAUUUUCAUUCCGACUUUUACUUAACUGGAACCGGUUUUAAAAUUGAAUGGGAUGGUACAGUUACUGGAUGUGGAGGGACACUAACAAGCUCUACUGGAUCAAUAUCUUCUCCUAAUUAUCCGAAUGAAUAUCACAAUAAUGCUGAAUGUUUCUAUAGGAUUGUCACUAGUGCCGGUUCGCGAAUCCGCAUUUCUUUUACAGAUUUAGAACUUGAACGCACACUUGGUUGUCGCGACGAUUAUGUGGAAAUUUUUGACGGUCGUGAUACGACAGCACCCUCUUUAGGAAAACAUUGUCUUUUAUCAACUGAAAUAUCGAAUAUAGAAACAAGCACCAAUCAUGCACUUAUCAAAUUUCGAUCGGAUGUGUACAUAGGCGCUAAAGGUUUUAUGUUGAACUAUAAUACAAUAUGCAAUAAUAAUUUAACGGGAAGAUACGGAGUCAUCGAGUCCCCGGAUUAUCCAAAUAGCUAUCCGAUGAACUUACACUGUUUGUGGAACAUACAAGUACCCAAAGGAAAUAGAAUCAAUGUGACUUUUACACAUUUUGAUGUCUACCGAUAUCGUCGACGCUUUUACCUUAUGAGGUAUCGCUCAAGGUUGAGUGACGGUGAUUGUUAUCAAGACUUUUUACAAACAAAAGAAUCUUCAGAACCCAAUUUUUCAGAAAAACUUUGUGGGACAUCUCUGCCUCCACCGAGAAGUACAAAGAGUAACUCUUUCCAAAUUAAAUUCUCAUCCGGAAUAUUUACAGCUCGAACUGGUUUUCGGUUAGAGUGGGUUAGUUAUGGUUGUGGGGGACACAUCCAAAAACCUUUUGGUACUGUGUCACUGGAUCGGCGUAUUACUACAGAAAAGGAAAUGGAAUGCGAAUGGCUCAUAGAGACUUCGACAAACAAUGGGAUCAAUAUAACGAUAACAGAUGUUUACAUGACUGAUGCCGAAAAUUGUUCGACUGAUGCAAUCGAAAUUUAUAAUGGUCCUAAUAUUAACACUCCUCUUCUUGCUAAGAUUUGUCAUAAAGGUUUUACGUCAGUCACUUCUGAUAGCAAUUUUAUGCUAGUACGUUUUGUUAAAAAAUCAAAUUUAAAAGAUGUUAAUUUUAAUGCUUAUUAUCAUUCCACGCCAUUAAAAUGUGGAGGUUUUAUUAAGUCUGUAUCAGGUUUUCUUUACUCCAAAAACUAUCCGAAAAAUUAUGAUAAUAAUUUGGACUGUAUAUGGUAUAUUGUAGUUCCUCAAAAUCACCGAAUUGAAAUUAAUUUUCUUGAUCUUGAUUUGUAUGCAGCUCCAGAUUAUAUCGGAAGGAUCACUGAUUGUAGUGAUUCAAUUUUUAUAUACGAUAACAAUGAUCACAAACUAUCUACAAAUUAUACAUAUCGAAUUUGCCCGAAUUCAAAUACAACGCAAAUAGUUACUAAAUAUAAUAACGUCAUCGUUCAGUUCAAAACUGGAGCUAGAGGAGCAGCUAAAGGGUUCAAAGCUACCUUUAGCAUGACUUGUGGUGCUGUUUUAUUAGCUAAACACGACGGUAUUAUAGAAAACCACAGAUUUAAUAAAAAUUCCAACAAAAGCUGCAUCUGGACUAUUAUUGCUCCUACACCAGAUCAGAAAAUAUCAUUAACAUUUACACAUAUGUCCUUGCCAAAAGACAACAAUGUGACAACAAACAGAAAUUGUCCUUCAACAUUUCUUCGAGUUCUAGAUGGUAACGAUAAGCGUGCACCAUUAAAAGCAGAAUAUUGCGGACGAAAAGUACCUCCAAUGAUUGUAAGUCUUGGUAAUGCAAUCACUAUAGAACUGGGAAGUUAUACCGACAGAAUAGCAGGAAUGUUUUCUGCUCAUUAUUCUCCGAUAUCCAAUGCCUGCGGAGGUACUUUGACAGCAGAAGAGGGUACUAUUACAUCACCAGCAUAUCCGAGCCCAUAUCCUAUAAACGCGGACUGUGAAUGGAUACUAAGUACAUCUCCCGGUAACACUAUUUCUAUAACAUUUGAACAAUUUAAUUUAGAAUUUAGUGAGGGUUGCAAUGAGGACUAUCUGGAAAUUCGUGAAAAUGACGGAAGCGGUCAUCUUUUAGGAGCAUAUUGUGGAAGUGAAAUGCCCACCAAUUACACGAAAGCGACUAAAAUAUAUGUGAAGUUCCACAGCAAUGGGAUAACAAGUAGUCAGGGAUUCAUGCUUCAUUAUAGUUAUUUGCAUGAAAAUGAUAUUGAAGGCGAUAGUGGUGAAGUGGCAUCUCCAGUUUAUCCAAAACAAUAUGAAGGUGCUGGUGAGUAUGAUUGGCGCAUAAUGUCUUCUGGUGCAGAUGUUAUUAGCCUCACAAUUGACAAAUUGGAAAUUCCCUCCUAUAGUGAAGUAAGUUAUAAUAAAUUGAUAAUAUAUGAUGGGUAUGACAACACUGCGCCUAUUUUAGAGCAACUGCAUGGCGCUUUAGAUGAACCUAAAUUAAUUCUCGCAUCAUCGAAUACAGUAUACAUUGUUCUAACACUGGAUGAAUCCAAUACCGGAUCUACAUUUCAUUUGACUUGGACGAAAUCCUCCGUUAAUGGGGAAUCUUCUGCAACACAAGAUCGAAUUAACUGUGGUUCAAUUGAGACGAUGAUGGUUUUACCCGGUAACGCAAGUGAGCUACAAUCACCGAAUUAUCCUGAGGAAUAUGGCAACAAUUUGAAUUGCGAAUGGGUGUACAGGACAGAAGUAGGCAGACACUUAAGCGUAACCUUCACGAAUUUUAAUCUUGAAGAAGUUCAGAACUGUUUCGCAGAUUCAAUCUCAAUAUUUUCUGCUGAUGCGCCUAAUAAUUGGAAACCGGUUAAACGAGACAUGUGUGAAUCAAGUUUAGCAGGUGAAGAAACUAACUCUUCAAUGUAUAUGAAAAUAAAAUUCAAAACAGAUUCAUCUGUAACCAGGAAAGGUUUUCGAGCACAAGUAAGGUCUGUUUGUGGUGGUUUUAUUACUGAUUUAUCCGGGGAAGUAGGACCAAAUUGGAUAGAUGCCUACAAGACCGUACAUUCAUCUCUGUCAAAUAAACUCAAAUGUGAAUGGACUGUAAAAGUUCGACCCGGCAGAACAGUUCAAUUAAAAUUUAGCCAUUUUAAUAUAACUAAUACAAAUGACAACUGCGCUAGUUACGUCGUUCUACGAAAUGGUGAUUCCAUAGAAGCGCCUUUACUAGAAAGUGGGAAGUACUGCGGUUAUGAACAUGAAAACCACACAAAUAUAGAGACUUCAAGUAAUUCAUUUUUUGUGAGCUAUACAACUCGAAUUCGUAGUUUUCCAUUUACUUUCCAAAGUUUCAAAAUUUAUUAUGAAGAGAAAAAUUUCGAAUGUGGAUCAAUUUCUGAACUAAGUAUGGACCACAAAUCAGAGAUAAUAAGUUCUCCAAACUAUCCUGACGUACCCAUUCCAUAUUCAGAAUGCGUGUGGAUAUUUUCUGGUCCACCAGGGGAGAUCUUAAGAAUAGAUUUCAUCGGUAGAUUUGACUUAGAUUAUACUGAUAAUUGCGGUACAGAAGCUAUCGAAAUACGAGAUGGAUCUUCCAGUUUAUCACCAUCGUUGAAAGGACCUUAUUGUGGAGAAAAGCCGGGCACCAUUAAAAGUAGUAGUAAUAAAUUAUAUGUAAAAUAUAUGACUCAGCUAUUGGAACCCAGAAAUGGCUUCAAAGCUAAUAUAUCAAUCGAUACAUGUGGUGGUACCAUUAUUGCAGAAUCGGGAGUCGUGACAUCGCCUGGAUAUCCUGUAAUGCAAGUUUUGUCGAGUGGUACAGCUUGUAGCUGGCAUAUUAUAGGGCCACCAAAUCGGGUCUUCUUAAUUAAGCCUGAGGACAUUGAAUUUCCACGAUCUGAAUCUAUAUGCGCAACCAGAAUUGAAAUUGAAGAAUAUUUACCAAUUAAUAAUACCAUCACCAUAUUAAAAACUAUUUGCAAUGAUGAUGUUGAAACAUCUUUGAAGGCAAUAGAAACAUUAAGUAAUAAAUUUACCAUCAAAUUUAGUUUUGGUAAACCAGAUCAAUGGGAUCACGCGUCAGAGAAGAGAGGAUUCAGGAUUAGUUUCAAUUCUUCGCGCCCUAUGUGUGGUGGGAUAAUCACGAGUUCUGAGGGAUUUUUGACUACACCAAGUUACCCACAAGAAACUGGAUUAAAAUAUUGCCAAUGGCUUAUUCGUAUACCAAAUAAUUCACGAAGAGUUCGUUUGGAACUUAUUGACACUAACCAAGAAAAGCACAGAAUAAAUACAUUUAAUGAUCUAUAUUUUCAUACUGUGAUCGAAUCAAUUCCCAAUGGUAACACUACCUCGAACAAUCGAAUUAUUGAGUCCGUCGGAAACACAUUAGCUAUAUAUGUAUGGCUAAAUAGGUAUUCUACUACCCAUCGCUUCAAAGCCAAAUUCAGCUCUGAUGAACAAGCACUAUGUGGAGGUGACUUGAGCGAUAUAAGUCAGGAGCUUGUUUCCCCUGAUCUUCAGCGAUCUUAUAGCUGUGUAUGGCACUACAACAAUCAGGUAUCGACUAACAAUCAGAAUAAUUAUACUUACAAUUCUAUAUAUAUUACUGUCAGUACUAAUUCUUCAACUUCAAGAACACGAUGUAGAUUUUUUGAUCCACAACUUACAAUUAAAGCAGACGUUAAUAAUAAAGAUCUUACCUUUCGUCGGCAGAUUUGUGGUAACACUGAAAUAUCGUACAGAAUACCCUCAUUCGCGUUAGAUAUUAGUGCUGACAAGAGUAAAAGUGAUUCAUUUUAUUACCGCUUAAAUAUAAAAUCACAACCAUGUGGUGGCCUUGCACAUGCGGAGAAUAAUCAGAAAAAUAUUUUGAAAGAUGUUCCUGACUCUUAUAGUGAAAAUUUAGACUGUGCGUGGAUCCUCAGAGCUCCUAUUAACAGCAGAGUCGAAAUCCACAUGGAAGGCUCAUUCCUAUUAGAAUGUGAUGACGAAUAUGUGAUAAUAAUGCAUAGUCUUAAUCCAACCGCUCCUAUUAUUGGAAAAUAUUGUAAGGGAGUAAUUAUGGAGAGCCCACUAGUUACGCAUUACACAUAUAUGUAUGUACAGUAUCAUUCUAAACCUAAAAGAAAUACAAAUAUAAAACUUAUGGCUAAAACUGUGUCACAUCCAUGCGGCGGAGUGCUUACGUCUUAUGAGAAAACUUUUGCGUCACCUAACUACCCUAAAAUGUAUUCUCCUAACCAAGAAUGUACAUGGGAGGUGCAAGCAGAGGUAGGCUUUAGAGUAUCUCUUCAAUUCAUAGAUCGAUUUGUAAUUGAAGAUAGACCUAAUUGCACAAAAGACGUUCUUAUUAUUUAUGACUGGAAAGAUGAUACUUACAAGGAAAUGGGCAGAGUGUGCGGACGGCAAAAACCACCUCCAUUCAAUUCAACUAGCAAUCGGAUGAAGAUAGUUUUUCGCACAGAUGCUGAGACGAAUCUUGAUGGCUUUAAAGCGCAAUGGGUACCUAUCUGUGGUGGCAAUUAUGUAGCUACUCAAAAGGAACAAAUUUUCUUUAGUCCUGGUUAUCCACAUUAUUAUCCACCAUCUAUGAAAUGUUCUUAUGAAAUAACUGCUCCAGAUAAACAGAAAGUGUUUCUCAAAUUCCUUGAAUUUGAAUUAGAAGGCAACUAUCCCGAAUGUAACUUCGAUAAUUUAACAAUAUCUGGUGAGAGUGAUUAUUUUUAUCCAACCCAAACGUACUGUGGACGUGAAGUACCACCUGUUUCAAGAACUUACCAAAAAAUUACUUUAGAAUUUCAAACAGAUCGAUUCGUCCAAAGGAACGGUUUUAAGGUAUCUUACUCUAUAUUUUCAUGUGGUGGUAGAAUAAACGACACAACUGUAAUUACUUCGACUUUCGGUGAAGAUCUUUAUGAGGAAAAUAUGAAUUGUACAUGGUAUAUUGAAGGACCGGUAACCAAGAUAGCAGUGGUCAAAUUUCUUUAUAUUGAUUUGGAGAGCCAUCCUGGAUGUUAUAAUGACUACGUAGCAGUAUAUGAAGGCCUAAGAACCAAUGACGACAAACGUUUAGCGUUAUUGUGUGGUUUUAUGAACUCGACAACAGUAUUUAAAAGUACUGGGAACAAAAUGUUAUUAGAGUUUAUAACAGAUUCUAGUGUAAAUUAUAAAGGAUUCAAAGCUAUAAUUUACUUUAGCUACUCUGAAGCAGCAGGCUGCGGCGGUCGAAUAACUCUAACAGAUGGAUCUACAACCAUACUAAAGUCACCAUUAAUGGAAAACCAUGUCGUGUAUGAAAACUUCUUAGACUGUCAUUGGUCGAUAACAUCACCUCCUAAUACAGUUAUAAAAAUUAAUUUCACACAGUUCCACAUAUCUCCUUGUGAAAACAUUAAUCAAACCGCUAUAGGAUACAGCAAAUGUGAUUGUGACUUGGUCGAAAUAAAAGAUGGUAUAUAUCCAAAUAGUUUAAUAAUAGGCACAUAUUGUGGCCACACCACGCCGUCUGCACUGGUAUCGUCGGCAAAUAUGAUGAAUGUUAUGCUUUCUACUGACGGGGAAUUAGUGAGUUCUGGUUUCCGGGCGACAUUGACAACUCAACCAACACCAUGCGGCCAGUCCAUCAUACGUGUUAGCUCCACGCCGUAUCGUUUCAAAUCUCCUGGUUACGAUACGGGAUCGAUUCCGCGAGGUCUACAUUGUGUUUAUCAUUUGGAUAUCACUGACCAACAGUAUAGUCAAAUUCGUAUUACCCUAAUUAAUGUAGAAUUACGUGCAGCGGUUGCCGAGGGUGAAAAUGUUAAAGUUUGUAAAAAUGACAGGCUUUUGAUAUCCAGUAGUUUGUCUCAUUCAAAUAUUACAUUAGGAAGAGAUCUAAUCAUGAAUCUGCAAACAGACGACUUUUUUUCUCAUUAUUAUUUCUAUGACAGUAAUAUACAUUAUCCUAAUUACUUUGAAUUAUGUGGACAUUUAGAGGCUGUGGAUUAUUACGUAUAUGGAGGCACAUCUAUAAAUAUAAUCACAUCGUUAGAGUCAGAUAGCAAAGUCUACAAAGGUGUUGAAAUUGAAGUUGCUUUCGUAGGAUUUUGCGGUAGAAAUUAUACAGAGCCUCAAGGUAGAAUACAAACUAGUUAUAGUUUGGUAGAUGUGCAUGUAGAUAUAGAUUGUUACACGUUAAUAACGGCACCAGAAAAUAACACAAUAUCUUUAUAUUUUCUUAACAUUGUUCCUUAUUACUGGGAUGAGAAUGCUUAUCUUAAAAUAUACGAUGGAAACCGCACCAAAGAUAGAGAACUACUGAACAUUCAUUCCGAAUAUGAAAAUAAUUAUCCUGUUUUCUCAACUGGCAGAUAUAUGUUGUUGCACAAUCAUCAAAAUGAAAAUAAUGUUGUAACAUUCGAUCUAAAUUAUGUAACCACAGACAAAGGUAGAGGCUGCGGUGGGAAAAUACAUAAUGCACUAGGUUCUGUCACCAGCCCCUUAUAUCCAAAUCCUUAUAGACAUAAGAGUAUUUGUGAAUGGGAAUUGGAAACUCCUGUUGGUUCACAUUUAUUGCUCAGAUUUAACGAAUUCGACCUGGGAACUAUUUGCGACCAGAAUUAUUUACAACUCGUCGACAGUAAAGGUGACGUAGUGAGAACCUUCUGUUCUGAGACGCCUGCCGAUUACAUAAGCGAUGACAAUUAUAUAAAGUUAGUGUUUCAUACUUCGAUGAAUAAUGCGGGCAAAGGUUGGUCUGCAAAUUUUGUAGCUACAAAGACUUAG